This is a messenger RNA of Dovyalis caffra, 1410 nucleotides long. NCBI's taxonomy places the organism in Eukaryota, Viridiplantae, Streptophyta, Magnoliopsida, Malpighiales, Salicaceae. The record is from the annotation of a GenBank genome assembly.
AUGGCUGCUCCUACUUCCUUAGCGUUCGCUGUACGAAGGUGUGAACCUGAAUUGGUUGCACCAGCUAAGGCCACACCUCAUGAAUUUAAACCGCUUUCUGAUAUUGAUCGCCAACUAUACCUCCAAUUUCAAUCUCCACAUUACAACUUUUAUGCACACAAUCCGUCAAUGCAAGCGAAAGAUCCUGUGAAGGUGAUAAGAGAGGCAAUUGCUCAAGCCCUCGUGUAUUAUUACCCUUAUGCUGGCAGGCUUAGACAAAGACCAGAAAAUAAGCUUGUAGUUGAUUGUACUGGUGAGGGUGUCUUGUUCAUCGAAGCUGAUGCUGAUGCUACACUUGAGCAGUUUGGUGAUCCAAUUCAGCCUCCAUUCCCUUGUGCAGAUGACCUUCUUUACAAUGUUCCAGGAUCAGCUGGGAUUCUCAAUACCCCAAUGUUGAUUUUUCAGAUAACCCGCUUGAAGUGUGGUGGUUUUAUACUUGGCUUCCGUCUUAAUCACCCAAUGAGUGAUGCUAUUGGGUUAGUUCAGCUAUUGAGUUCGAUAGGUGAGAUCGCACGAGGUGCUCAAGCCCCUUCAGUUCUACCUGUGUGGCAAAGGGAACUCCUUUGUGCUAGGAAUCCACCUCGUGUUACUUGCACACACAAUGAAUAUGGCGACGAUCAUGAUAUUUUUGAUGAUCCUAUAGCACUCAACGUUCCUGAAUUUCGCGGCGGAGCUGUCGGUGCAGCCCACCGUUGUUUCAUCAUUGGCCCUAAAGAAUUAUCCAACAUUCGGAAAUGGAUUCCUCCUCAUUUACACCCAUGUUCCAAGUUCGAAAUAAUAACCGCAUGCUUAUGGAGAUGCUAUGCCAUUGCUUCUCAAGCAAACCCUAAUGAUGAGAUGCGGAUUUGUAUGCUUGUCAAUGCCCGUUCCAAAUUCAACCCUCCAUUACCAAAAGGAUAUUACGGUAACGUGCUAGCAUUGCCAGCAGCUGUAACAAAUGCUAGUAAGCUUUGUUUAAACUCGUUAGGGUAUGCAUUGGAGUUGAUAAGGCAUGCCAAGAAUAAAAUAACCGAGGAGUACAUGAGAUCGUUGGCUGAUUUCAUAGAGAUCUCCAAAGGCCUGCCUAAAGGGUUACAGUCCUAUGUUGUGUCUGAUUUAACAAGUGUUGGCUUUGAUCAGGUGGAUUAUGGCUGGGGCAAGUCAGUUUAUACUGGGCCAUCUAAGGCUAUGCCUGAUGACAUUAAUAAUUCUGGAACCUAUUACUUGCCCUUUAAAAACAAGAAAGGAGAGCGUGGGGUUAUGGUUCUGAUUUCCUUAGGUGCAACAGUCAUGGAAAGAUUUGCUGUGUUAUUGGAGGAUUUGACAAAGCAUGAUCCAGAUACUGGCCCAGCACAGCAACACAUGACUCUCCCUAUAAAGCACAGGCUUUGA